AUGGCCAAGGUGCUGCCCACUGCCGAGUACACGGGGCCCCUGCCUUGCAGCCUCGGCAGCCCCAGUGCCAACACGACCGGUGGCCCGCCGAUCCCGCCGUGUGAGGACUUGAGGGGGAAGGUGGCGCUCGUCACAGGCGCCUCCACCGGUAUCGGCUUUGGCGCCGCCAAGCGCUUGGCUGCCGCGGGCAUGAAGGUGGUGGGCACGUCGCGCAACCCAAGCCAGUACACCAACAAUUGCACAUAUGAGGUGCCUGGCGACAGGUGCAAGCCUGCCGGUUGGGAGCUGUGGCCGAUGGAGCAGUCCUCCUACGACUCAAUAGACAACCUCGUGCGGCGCAUCAACCAGACCUACGGCCGUGUGGACCUGCUCUUCCUUAACGCGGGGCGCGGCUACGGCUCCAGCACCUACUUCCCCAAUGCCCAGGGCAGGGUGUGCAACGAGAUUGGGCAGAUGGAGCUGGUCAUGCAGACCAACUUUUGGGGCAACGUCCGCCUGCUGCUGGCCGUCCUGCCACUGAUGCCCAAGCAGGGGUACGGCCGCAUCCUGGCGACCUCCUCUGUCACCGCUUUCGUGUCUUUGCCGGGCGGCAUGCCCUACGCGGCUUCCAAGGUGUCCAUGGCCAAGCUUGCAGAGGACUGGCUGUGGGAGCACUACGACCGGCCCACCAACAUACAGUACACCACACUUUACCCGGGCAACGUGCGCACCAACGUAAUCCGCAACAGCAUCCCUGGCUGCAGGGACCAGCAGGUGACGGGGCCGGAGCUGGCGGUGUACGAGAACGCCGCGUACAAUGCAUCUUUGAACGCCUUUGCGACCGCAACUCAAGGGCAGAGCCAGUAG
Molecule: messenger RNA, 846 nt
Organism: Monoraphidium neglectum
Lineage: Eukaryota; Viridiplantae; Chlorophyta; Chlorophyceae; Sphaeropleales; Selenastraceae
Exons: 8
Coding region: 1-846 (281 amino acids)
Cellular component (GO): membrane
Source: RefSeq, a predicted model, not a curated record